This is a messenger RNA of Rhodotorula graminis WP1, 7437 nucleotides long. RefSeq lists its product as uncharacterized. Lineage: Eukaryota; Fungi; Basidiomycota; Microbotryomycetes; Sporidiobolales; Sporidiobolaceae. The transcript is spliced from 19 exons. Bases 1 to 7437 code for a protein of 2478 amino acids. The record is from RefSeq and is a predicted model, not a curated record.
AUGGUGCUUGUGCUGAGCAUCAGGUUGGGAGGGCUGUUCCUCAUGGAGCUGCGCGCGCAGACGGGUUGGGUCCAAGUGGGGCCGAGAGGCUUGGUCCAGCUGAUGAUGCUACCAAUGCACUGGCCCAAAUCUGGCUUGAUUACCAUCAAGGUAUACUAUCAUAUGUUCCCUGUGCAAAGCGGUAGGUCAGUAGCCCUGUUCCUCAUGGAGCUGUGCGCGCAGACGGGUUGGGUCCAAGUCGGGCCGAGAGGCUUGGUCCAGCUGAUGAUGAUACCGAUGCACUGGCCCAAAUCUGGCUCCAUUACCAUCAAGGUAUACUAUCAUAUGUUCCCUCCGCCAAGCGGUAGGUCAGUAGCCCUGUUCCUCAUGGAGCUGUGCGCGCAGACGGGUUGGGUCCAAGUGGGGCCGAGAGGCUUGGUCCAGCUGAUGAUGAUACCGAUGCACUGGCCCAAAUCUGGCUCCAUUACCAUCAAGCUAUACUAUCAUAUGUUCCCUGUGCCAAGCGGCAGGUCAGUAGCCCAGUUCCUCAUGGAGCUGUGCGCGCAGACGGGUUGGGUCCAAGUGGGGACGAGAGGCUUGGUCUGGCUGAGGAUGCCACUGCUGCACUGGCCCAAAUCUGGCUCCACUACCAUCAAGGUAUACUAUUGUAUGGUCCCUGUGCCAAGCAGUAGGUCAGUAGCCCUGUUCCUCAUGGAGCUGUGCGCGCAGACGGGUUGGGUCCAAGUCGGGCCGAGAGGCUUGGUCUGGCUGAGGAUGCUACCGAUGCACUGGCCCAAAUCGGGCUCCGCCACCAUCAAGGUAUACUAUCAUAUGUUCCCUGUGCAAAGCGGUAGGUCAGUAGCCCUGUUCCUCAUGGAGCUGUGCGCGCAGACGGGUUGGGUCCAAGUCGGGCUGAGAGGCUUGGUCUGGCUGAGGAUGCCACUGCUGCACUGGCCCAAAUCGGGCUCCAUUACCAUCAAGGUAUACUAUCAUAUGUUCCCUGUGCCAAGCAGUAGGUCAGUAGCCCUGUUCCUCAUGGAGCUGUGCGCGCAGACGGGUUGGGUCCGAGUGGCGCCGAGAGGCUUGGUCUGGCUGAGGAUGCUACUGCUGCACUGGCCCAAAUCUGGCUCCAUUACCAUCAAGGUAUACUAUCAAAUGGUUCCUGUGCCAAGCAGUAGGUCAGUAGCCCAGUUCCUCAUGGAGCUGUGCGCGCAGACGGGUUGGGUCCGAGUGGCGCCGAGAGGCUUGGUCUGGCUGAGGAUGCUACUGCUGCACUGGCCCAAAUCUGGCUCCAUUACCAUCAAGACAGGUUGGGUCCGAGUGGGGCCGAGAGGCUUGGUCUGGCUGAGGAUGCCACUGCUGCACUGGCCCAAAUCGGGCUCCAUUACCGUCAAGGUAUACUAUCAAAUGGUUCCUGUGCCAAGCAGUAGGUCAGUAGCCCAGUUCCUCAUGGAGCUGUGCGCGCAGACGGGUUUGGUCCAAGUGGGGACGAGAGGCUUGGUCUGGCUGAGGAUGCUAAUGAUGCACUGGCCCAAAUCUGGCUCCAUUACCAUCAAGGUAUACUAUUGUAAGGUCCCUGUGCCAAGCAGUAGGUCAGUAGCCCUGUUCCUCAUGGAGCUGUGCUCGCAGACGGGUUGGGUCCAAGUCGGGCCGAGAGGCUUGGUCUGGCUGAGGAUGCUAAUGAUGCACUGGCCCAAAUCUGGCUCCGCUACCAUCAAGGUAUACUAUCAUAUGUUCCCUGUGCAAAGCGGUAGGUCAGUAGCCCUGUUCCUCAUGGAGCUGUGCGCGCAGACGGGUUGGGUCCAAGUCGGGCCGAGAGGCUUGGUCUGGCUGAGGAUGCUAAUGAUGCACUGGCCCAAAUCUGGCUCCGCUACCAUCAAGGUAUACUAUCAUAUGUUCCCUGUGCAAAGCGACAGGUUGGGUCCGAGUGGGGCCGAGAGGCUUGGUCUGGCUGAGAAUGCUACCAAUGCACUGGCCCGGAUGGCUCCAUUACCGUCAAGGUCAGUAGCCCAGUUCCUCAUGGAGCUGUGCGCGCAGACGGGUUUGGUCCAAGUGGGGACGAGAGGCUUGGUCUGGCUGAGGAUGCUAAUGAUGCACUGGCCCAAAUCUGGCUCCACUACCAUCAAGGUAUACUAUUGUAUGGUCCCUGUGCCAAGCAGUAGGUCAGUAGCCCUGUUCCUCAUGGAGCUGUGCGCGCAGACGGGUUGGGUCCGAGUGGCGCCGAGAGGCUUGGUCUGGCUGAGGAUGCUACUGCUGCACUGGCCCAAAUCUGGCUCCAUUACCAUCAAGGUAUACUAUUGUAUGGUCCCUGUCCAAGCAGUAGACGGGGUGAGGUCCAAGUUGGGGCCGAGAGGCUUGGUCUGGCUGAGGAUGCUACUGCUGCACUGGCCCAAAUCUGGCUCCACUACCAUCAAGGUAUACUAUCAUAUGUUCCCUGUGCCAAGCGGUAGGUCAGUAGCCCUGUUCCUCAUGGAGCUGUGCGCGCAGACGGGUUGGGUCCGAGUCGCGCCGAGAGGCUUGGUCUGGCUGAGGAUGCUACCAAUGCACUGGCCCGAAUCUGGCUCCAUUACCAUCAAGGUAUACUAUCAUAUGUUCCCUGUGCAAAGCGACGGGUUCGGUCCAAGUGGGGACGAGAGGCUUGGUCUGGCUGAGGAUGCUAAUGAUGCACUGGCCCACAUCUGGCUCCACUACCAUCAAGCCCAGUUCCUCAUGGAGCUGUGCGCGCAGACGGGUUGGGUCCAAGUGGGGCCGAGAGGCUUGGUCCGGCUGAUGAUGCUACCGAUGCACUGGCCCGAAUCUGGCUCCAUUACCAUCAAGACGGGUUGGGUCCAAGUGGGGCCAAGAGGCCUGGUCCGGCUGAUGAUGCUACCGAUGCACUGGCCCGAAUCUGGCUCCGCUACCAUCAAGGUAUACUAUUGUUGGGUCCGAGUGGGGCCGAGAGGCUUGGUCCAGCUGAGGAUGCCACUGCUGCACUGGCCCAAAUCGGGCUCCAUUACCGUCAAGGUAUACUAUCAAAUGGUUCCUGUGCCAAGCAGUAGGUCAGUAGCCCAGUUCCUCAUGGAGCUGUGCGCGCAGACGGGUUUGGUCCAAGUGGGGACGAGAGGCUUGGUCUGGCUGAGGAUGCCACUGCUGCACUGGCCCAAAUCUGGCUCCACUACCAUCAAGGUAUACUAUUGUAUGGUCCCUGUGCCAAGCAGUAGGUCAGUAGCCCUGUUCCUCAUGGAGCUGUGCGCGCAGACGGGUUGGGUCCAAGUCGGGCCGAGAGGCUUGGUCUGGCUGAGGAUGCUACCGAUGCACUGGCCCAAAUCGGGCUCCGCCACCAUCAAGGUAUACUAUCAUAUGUUCCCUGUGCAAAGCGGUAGGUCAGUAGCCCUGUUCCUCAUGGAGCUGUGCGCGCAGACGGGUUGGGUCCAAGUCGGGCUGAGAGGCUUGGUCUGGCUGAGGAUGCCACUGCUGCACUGGCCCAAAUCGGGCUCCAUUACCAUCAAGGUAUACUAUCAUAUGUUCCCUGUGCCAAGCAGUAGGUCAGUAGCCCUGUUCCUCAUGGAGCUGUGCGCGCAGACGGGUUGGGUCCGAGUGGCGCCGAGAGGCUUGGUCUGGCUGAGGAUGCUACUGCUGCACUGGCCCAAAUCUGGCUCCAUUACCAUCAAGGUAUACUAUUGUAUGGUCCCUGUGCCAAGCGACAGGUUGGGUCCGAGUGGGGCCGAGAGGCUUGGUCUGGCUGAGAAUGCUACCAAUGCACUGGCCCGGAUGGCUCCAUUACCGUCAAGGUCAGUAGCCCUGUUCCUCAAGGAGCUGUGCGCGCAGACGGGUUCGGUCCAAGUGUGGACUAGAGGCUUAGUCUGGCUGAGGAUGCUAAUGAUGCACUGGCCCACAUCUGGCUCCACUACCAUCAAGGUAUACUAUUGUAUGGUCCCUGUGCAAAGCGGUAGGUCAGUAGCCCAGUUCCUCAUGGAGCUGUGCGCGCAGACGGGUUGGGUCCAAGUGGGGCCGAGAGGCUUGGUCCGGCUGAUGAUGCUACCGAUGCACUGGCCCGAAUCUGGCUCCAUUACCAUCAAGGUAUACUAUUGUAUGGUCCCUGUGUCAAGCGGUAGGUCAGUAGCCCUGUUCCGCAUGGAGCUGUGCGCGCAGACGGGUUGGGUCCAAGUGGGGCCAAGAGGCCUGGUCCGGCUGAUGAUGCUACCGAUGCACUGGCCCGAAUCUGGCUCCGCUACCAUCAAGGUAUACUAUUGUAUGUUCCCUCCGCCAAGCGGUAGGUCAGUAGCCCAGUUCCUCAUGGAGCUGUGCGCGCAGACGGGUUGGGUCCAAGUGGGGCCGAGAGGCUUGGUCCAGCUGAUGAUGCUACCGAUGCACUGGCCCAAAUCUGGCUCCGCUACCAUCAAGGUAUACUAUCAUAUGUUCCCUGUGCCAAGCAGUAGGUCAGUAGCCCUGUUCCUCAUGGAGCUGUGCGCGCAGACGGGUUUGGUCCAAGUGGGGACGAGAGGCUUGGUCUGGCUGAGGAUGCUAAUGAUGCACUGGCCCAAAUCUGGCUCCAUUACCAUCAAGGUAUACUAUUGUAAGGUCCCUGUGCCAAGCAGUAGGUCAGUAGCCCUGUUCCUCAUGGAGCUGUGCGCGCAGACGGGUUGGGUCCAAGUCGGGCCGAGAGGCUUGGUCUGGCUGAGGAUGCUAAUGAUGCACUGGCCCAAAUCUGGCUCCGCUACCAUCAAGGUAUACUAUCAUAUGUUCCCUGUGCAAAGCGGUAGGUCAGUAGCCCUGUUCCUCAUGGAGCUGUGCGCGCAGACGGGUUGGGUCCAAGUCGGGCCGAGAGGCUUGGUCUGGCUGAGGAUGCUACUGAUGCACUGGCCCAAAUCUGGCUCCGCUACCAUCAGGGUAUACUAUCAUAUGUUCCCUGUGCAAAGCGGGUCAGUAGCCCAGUUCCUCAUGGAGCUGUGCGCGCAGACGGGUUGGGUCCAAGUGGGGCCGAGAGGCUUGGUCCGGCUGAUGAUGCUACCGAUGCACUGGCCCGAAUCUGGCUCCAUUACCAUCAAGACGGGUUCGGUCCAAGUGGGGACGAGAGGCUUGGUCUGGCUGAGGAUGCCACUGCUGCACUGGCCCAAAUCUGGCUCCACUACCAUCAAGGUAUACUAUUGUAUGGUCCCUGUGCCAAGCAGUAGGUCAGUAGCCCUGUUCCUCAUGGAGCUGUGCGCGCAGACGGGUUGGGUCCAAGUCGGGCCGAGAGGCUUGGUCUGGCUGAGGAUGCUAAUGAUGCACUGGCCCAAAUCUGGCUCCGCUACCAUCAAGGUAUACUAUCAUAUGUUCCCUGUGCAAAGCGGUAGGUCAGUAGCCCUGUUCCUCAUGGAGCUGUGCGCGCAGACGGGUUGGGUCCAAGUCGGGCCGAGAGGCUUGGUCUGGCUGAGGAUGCUAAUGAUGCACUGGCCCAAAUCUGGCUCCGCUACCAUCAAGGUAUACUAUCAUAUGUUCCCUGUGCAAAGCGACAGGUUGGGUCCGAGUGGGGCCGAGAGGCUUGGUCUGGCUGAGAAUGCUACCAAUGCACUGGCCCGGAUGGCUCCAUUACCGUCAAGGUCAGUAGCCCAGUUCCUCAUGGAGCUGUGCGCGCAGACGGGUUUGGUCCAAGUGGGGACGAGAGGCUUGGUCUGGCUGAGGAUGCUAAUGAUGCACUGGCCCAAAUCUGGCUCCACUACCAUCAAGGUAUACUAUUGUAUGGUCCCUGUGCCAAGCAGUAGGUCAGUAGCCCUGUUCCUCAUGGAGCUGUGCGCGCAGACGGGUUGGGUCCGAGUGGCGCCGAGAGGCUUGGUCUGGCUGAGGAUGCUACUGCUGCACUGGCCCAAAUCUGGCUCCAUUACCAUCAAGGUAUACUAUUGUAUGGUCCCUGUGCCAAGCAGUAGGUCAGUAGCCCUGUUCCUCAUGGAGCUGUGCGCGCAGACGGGUUGGGUCCAAGUCGGGCCGAGAGGCUUGGUCUGGCUGAGGAUGCUACUGCUGCACUGGCCCAAAUCUGGCUCCACUACCAUCAAGGUAUACUAUUGUAUGGUCCCUGUGCCAAGCAGUAGGUCAGUAGCCCUGUUCCUCAUGGAGCUGUGCGCGCAGACGGGUUGGGUCCGAGUCGCGCCGAGAGGCUUGGUCUGGCUGAGGAUGCUACCAAUGCACUGGCCCGAAUCUGGCUCCAUUACCAUCAAGGUAUACUAUCAUAUGUUCCCUGUGCAAAGCGGUAGGUCAGUAGCCCUGUUCCUCAUGGAGCUGUGCGCGCAGACGGGUUCGGUCCAAGUGGGGACGAGAGGCUUGGUCUGGCUGAGGAUGCUAAUGAUGCACUGGCCCAAAUCUGGCUCCACUACCAUCAAGGUAUACUAUUGUAUGGUCCCUGUGCCAAGCAGUAGGUCAGUAGCCCUGUUCCUCAUGGAGCUGUGCGCGCAGACGGGUUGGGUCCGAGUGGCGCCGAGAGGCUUGGUCUGGCUGAGGAUGCUACUGCUGCACUGGCCCAAAUCUGGCUCCAUUACCAUCAAGGUAUACUAUUGUAUGGUCCCUGUGCCAAGCAGUAGGUCAGUAGCCCUGUUCCUCAUGGAGCUGUGCGCGCAGACGGGUUGGGUCCAAGUCGGGCCGAGAGGCUUGGUCUGGCUGAGGAUGCUACUGCUGCACUGGCCCAAAUCUGGCUCCACUACCAUCAAGGUAUACUAUUGUAUGGUCCCUGUGCCAAGCAGUAGGUCAGUAGCCCUGUUCCUCAUGGAGCUGUGCGCGCAGACGGGUUGGGUCCGAGUCGGGCCGAGAGGCUUGGUCUGGCUGAGGAUGCUACCGAUGCACUGGCCCAAAUCGGGCUCCGCCACCAUCAAGGUAUACUAUCAUAUGUUCCCUGUGCAAAGCGGUAGGUCAGUAGCCCUGUUCCUCAUGGAGCUGUGCGCGCAGACGGGUUGGGUCCAAGUCGGGCUGAGAGGCUUGGUCUGGCUGAGGAUGCCACUGCUGCACUGGCCCAAAUCGGGCUCCAUUACCAUCAAGGUAUACUAUCAUAUGUUCCCUGUGCCAAGCAGUAGGUCAGUAGCCCUGUUCCUCAUGGAGCUGUGCGCGCAGACGGGUUGGGUCCGAGUGGCGCCGAGAGGCUUGGUCUGGCUGAGGAUGCUACUGCUGCACUGGCCCAAAUCUGGCUCCAUUACCAUCAAGGUAUACUAUUGUAUGGUCCCUGUGCCAAGCGACAGGUUGGGUCCGAGUGGGGCCGAGAGGCUUGGUCUGGCUGAGAAUGCUACCAAUGCACUGGCCCGGAUGGCUCCAUUACCGUCAAGGUCAGUAGCCCUGUUCCGCAUGGAGCUGUGCGCGCAGACGGGUUCGGUCCAAGUCAGGCUGAGAGGCUUGGUCCAGCUGAUGAUGCUACCAAUGCACUGGCCCAAAUCUGGCUCCACUACCAUCAAGGUAUACUAUUGUAUGGUCCCUGUGCCAAGCGGUAUACUAUCAUAUGUUCCCUGUGCCAAGCGGUAG